Molecule: messenger RNA, 933 nt
Organism: Oreochromis niloticus (Nile tilapia)
Lineage: Eukaryota; Metazoa; Chordata; Actinopteri; Cichliformes; Cichlidae
Exons: 4
Coding region: 1-933 (310 amino acids)
Biological process (GO): T cell costimulation; cellular response to lipopolysaccharide; immune response
Cellular component (GO): external side of plasma membrane
Source: RefSeq, a predicted model, not a curated record
AUGAAUGAAGACUUGCUGAGAACUGGAGACCUCAGUCUGACCUUAAAACAACCCACAGAGAGAGACAGUGGAGGAUACAUCUACACCAUCCACAAGGACAAAGACAUCCUGAGACAAAAAGUAGUGCUGCAUGUCAAAGGUUACCAAAAAGUGGUGGACUCAGGGGUGGAGUUUGUCCAGCUACCGUGCAAAAGAGUUAACUUAUUGAAAGAUGCAAAAGUUGAGUGGGAGGACAGAGACAAAAGGAAGGUCUAUGUGUAUCAGAAUGACUCUGACCAGCUUGGAGCACAGGACGAGUUUUACAGAGACCGAACGAAGAUGAAGAGAAACUUACUGGAUCCUGGAGACUUCAGUCUGACUCUGAACAAUCCCACAGAGGGAGACACAAACACCUACACCUGCACCGUCUACAGCAAGGAGGGAAACAUGCUGAGGAAGAAACAAGUGGAGCUGAAAGUGAGAGUCCCUCAGGUGGAGGUGAAUUCAGGAGAGAAGUCUGUCCAGCUAAUCAUGAAAACCAAAGUUUACCUGCCUGAUGAUGCUAAAGUAGAGUGGAUGGACAGAAACAUGUUGAAGGUUCAUGUGUAUCAGAAUGGCUCUGACCGGUAUGAAGAACAGGACCUGCAUUACAGAGACCGAACACAGUUAAAAAAAGACCUGCUGAAGACCGGAGACCUCAGUCUGACCCUGAAACACCCCACAGACUGGGACAGAGGCAUCUACACCUGCACCUUUCUAGUCUUGGUAGCUGGGGAUCAGUCUGCCAGGGCCUCCACUCUGGCCACCGCCUGGAACAUUGCACCUGACAUCCUGCAGAUGGUGGGCCUGCAGGAGGAUGGGCCCAUGUCCCUUUUUUGGGCUGUGCCCAUGCGGUGCCCCAUGGACUAUGGCCCCAUAGGGGUCAGAUUUGGAGGACCAUUGGCUCAGAUCUGA